AUGGGUGCUAACAACACUUACCCAGUAAUCAUAAAUUCAAGUCUGAGUAAGGAACAAGAAGAGGAACUUAUCCAAGUGCUGAGACAACACAAGGAUGCCAUAGGCUGGACACUUGCAGAUUUAAAGGGGAUCAGUCCUUCAAUGUGUAUGCAUAAGAUCUUACUUGAAGAGGAUGCCAAACCCUCAAGACAACAACAAAGGAGGCUGAACCCAACUAUGACUGAAGUGGUUCAAAAAGAAGUGCUGAAAUUGUGGCAAGCAUGGGUGAUCUACCCCAUCUCAAAUAGCCCUUGGGUAAGCCCAGUACAAAUAGUCCCUAAGAAGGGAGGGAUCACUGUUGUGGCAAAUGAGAAGAAUGAAUUGAUACCCACAAGGACAGUAACCGGAUGGCGCAUGCGCAUUGACUAUUGGAAACUUAAUGAAGCCACCCGGAAGGAUCACUUUCCCCUACCCUUCAUGGACCAGAUGCUUGAGAGAUUGGCAGGACUUGAGUGUCAAAAAAUUAACCUGGUUUUAAACUGGGAGAAGUACAAUUUUAUGGUGACUGUAGGGGUGGUUCUUGGUCACAAGAUUUCAAAAGAUGGUAUAGCAGUAGACAAGGAAAAAGUGGAAAGGAAAGACAAGCUAGUACAUGUUAUUUACUAUGCUAGCAAGGUCCUUAAUGAGAAUCAACGGAACUAUACCACCACGGAGAAAGAACUUUUAGCCAUAGUUUUUGCUUUUGAUAAGUUUAGAUCAUAUCUCAUUGGCUCAAAAGUAAUUGUGUUCACUAAUCAUGCAGCACUCAAAUACUUGCUUACCAAACAAGAAUCUAAUUCCAGACUAAUAAGGUGGAUCCUGCUGCUCCAAGAAUUUCAUAUUGAGAUUAAAGAUAGGAGUGGAGCAGAGAACAAGGUAGCUGACCAACUCUCAAGGAUCCCACAAGAAGAAGAAAUGCAGCAAGUAGCAGUAAAUGAAAGCUUUCCUAAUGAACAACUGAUGAUGAUUCGAGUAGCCCAUUGGUUUGCAGACAUAGCUAACUUCAAGGCUAUUGGGGAGCUACCAACUAACAUCAAUAAGCACAUGAGAAGGAAGCUAAUCAAGGAUGCCAAACACUACAUCUGGGAUGACCCCUAUUUGUUCAAAAAGUGUACUGAUGGUGUCCUAAGAAGGUGUAUAUCCCAUGAAGAAGGGCAGGAAGUGUUAUGGCAAUGCCAUUGGUCAGCAUAUGAAGGUCACUUCAGUGGAGAAAGGACAGCAGCAAAAGUGCUCGAAUCCAGAUUUUACUGGCCAGCAGUGUUUAAAGAUGCCAAGGAAAUGGUGUCAAGGUGUGAUGAAUGUCAAAGAGAUGGUAAUCUAACCAAGAGGAAUGAGAUGCCACAGCAAUACAUACUAGAGCUGGAGCUAUUUGAUGUAUGA
Messenger RNA from Arachis stenosperma, 1398 nucleotides. RefSeq lists its product as uncharacterized. The transcript has 3 exons. Lineage: Eukaryota; Viridiplantae; Streptophyta; Magnoliopsida; Fabales; Fabaceae. The record is from RefSeq and is a predicted model, not a curated record. The coding region runs from base 1 to 1398 and encodes 465 amino acids.